CAUACCCUUUUGAUUCAUUUUCUCUGAAUUACUCUACUUUAUGUUGAAAACUUGAAAUUGCUUUGUGAAUUUUGUUUGAACCUCAAUACUUUGUGUCAUGGAUUAUGGAGUCAAUUGCAUAUCUUCCUUACUUCAAUAAUCAUUUGUUGCCAGUAGAAAAUAUUAAGUACUAUGAUAUUGUUCAAUAAUGUUUCGACUUUUUCUUUUCUUUGGUUUAUUUUUUGGGGAAAAUUUUAUGAUUUAAUCCUCAAAUAUUUCAUUUUUUCAAUCAGCAUGAUUACAGCGGAUGUAUAAGUUAGGUGAGUGUAUAGUACAAUAGAAUCAAUGGAGAACCAUCCAGUUAAAGGGAUGCAAUGUUGUUUCAAUAUACAUUGUUAGGAACAGUCACAAUCAUGCCCACCAGAUGUUUGAGAAAAUGUUAAAGUAAGUAAGAAGUUCGUUUGUUUCAGAUAUCAAGGGUCAUGGUGGAGUAGAUGGCUAUUGGGACCCUGAGUUUAUUGACAAUGGUUCGAUUCGAGAGUGGGAGCUUCAAUGGCCUACCUCCUCCUCGCUCCCCCAAGUUGUCGCCACAUAGUCACAUCUCACUCACUAAGCCAUCUUGGGUUGUGAGAACGGAGUCAAAUGUUAAGAAGAAGAGAAGAAAGAACCCGGAUCCGCUUUGUGUAGUCUGUGAGGGGAGUGGACGAGUCGAUUGCCACCAGUGUCGUGGGAAGGGAAGGACAAACCAGGUUCAUUUGGAAAUGCUCCCAAAAGGCGAAUGGCCAAAAUGGUGUAGAACUUGUGGUGGAAGCGGUCUUGGUUACUGCUCCCGUUGCCUUGGUACCGGAGAAUAUAGGUAUAUUAUGGGAUUCCAUUUCAUGAACAGGGACGAUGAUAAAUCCCAAGAAAACAAGUCUUAGUCCCUCCCCUCCCUUUCUCUUUUCUUUUGGGUAAUGAUAUUAGGGACAGAGAUAAUAGAUAAUGUGAUAGCAUAGGUGGAUUGUCUGUAAGUUGGAACUACUGAAUGUUUUGUCUUUUUAUCUCAUAAUGUAGAAUCACCAUUAAUAGAUUGUUGCAACUCUUACUUCCUUGUGCAAUUUCAUUUUAACAUGCUGAUUUGUUAUGUUGGAAGAUAUGAUUCUGAUUGGACUGAAAAAAAAUAUUUUUUGCAAAUCCUUGUUUGGACACAGAACAAGAUAGUGAGAUCAAAUUCAUAAUGAGAUCUGAUAAAUAAAUAUCUUACUCCCUCUAUAAGUGAAUUAUGGUUAAUAUUUAACAAGCAUGGCAUAGAGAGUUCAGAAUAAUUAAAGAAUGGGAACCGAGGAAUUUUCAAGGUUCUUCCGGAUUGUAAGCAGUUGUUUGAAGAUAG
Molecule: messenger RNA, 1348 nt
Organism: Arachis duranensis
Lineage: Eukaryota; Viridiplantae; Streptophyta; Magnoliopsida; Fabales; Fabaceae
Exons: 1
Coding region: 474-899 (141 amino acids)
Source: RefSeq, a predicted model, not a curated record